GUCAAAGUUCAGCCUUCUGGGCAAAGUUUCUAGCAUUUUUGUUGCAGUAGAGAAGUGGCAGAAAACACACUGCAGGGUGUGAUGCAACUGGGGAGCCUUUGAUUUUUCCUUCAAGAAGCUGAGACUAUCAAAGUCUGAAGUCACAUUACUUCCAGUGCUUGCCUGAGGAGGAGGAACUCUGGGAGGGGAGACCACAGCCUUUAACAGAUCAAUUUCCUUUGUCCACAAAAUCUGAACAGAAUGAGGAUGCUGAAGAGAGCCUCUGCACUCAUCCUAAGAAGAGGAAUCACAACUUAUCAGAGGAGAUUGUGCAAAAAUGACUGCCACCUCAGAGUUCAUCCAUCUGUAUCACAGGCGCUGGCAGAAAACAAACCUGUGGUCGCACUCGAGAGCACUAUUAUCACACAUGGCAUGCCCUAUCCACACAACCUGAGCACAGCGAAGGAGGUGGAGGCCAUUGUGAGAGCUGAAGGAGCCACUCCAGCCACAGUUGGAAUAAUUGAGGGUGAAGUCCACGUUGGUCUGUCGUCAGAAGAGCUCGACCACCUCGCUCGCUGCAAGAGCUCCCUGAAGGUCUCCCGUCGCGAUCUGCCUUAUGUCGUCAGCAAAGGACUCUCCGGAGGAACCACAGUAUCAGCCACUAUGAUAGCAGCACAUCGAGCUGGUAUCCCUGUGUUUGUCACUGGAGGCAUCGGAGGAGUUCACAGAGACGGAGAGAACAGUCUGGACAUCAGUGCAGAUCUGACAGAGCUUGGCAGGACUCCCAUUGCAGUGGUCUCCGCUGGUGUGAAGUCUAUUCUGGACAUCGGUCGCACCCUUGAAUUCCUUGAGACGCAGGGUGUCUGUGUAGCCACUUAUGGGGCGUUGAAGAAUUUCCCAGCCUUCUUCUCUCCACAAAGCGGAUUCACUUCUCCAUACCAAGUCAGCAACCCUGAGGAGGCUGCAGAACUCAUUGCAAGCACUCUGUCACUGGGUCUCCAAAGUGGGAUCCUGUUAGCGGUGCCCAUCCCAGGUGAACACGCAGCAGUCGGACAGGAGAUAGAAGAGGCCAUACUGGCUGCAGUAACAGAAGCAAGUGCUAAAGGUAUAACAGGAAGAGAUGUAACACCAUUUAUUCUUCAAAAGGUGAAUGAUCUGACUAAAGGAAAGUCCCUUCAGGCCAACAUUGCUCUGAUUCAUAACAAUGCUAAGGUGGGCAGUCAGAUAGCAUGUGCACUGUCAAAACAAAUGAAUGGGGGAAAACACAGGGGCAACACUCGUCGUCAUGGAAAAUCAGACUCAGACUCAGAUAUUGUUGUCAUAGGAGGAAUAAACGUUGACUUUAUUGCUAAAGGAAAAACAAAAACACUUCAGUUUGGUCAGACCAACCCAGGAAGUGUCUGUCAAUCAUUUGGUGGUGUAGGUCGGAACAUUGCUGACUCUCUGAGUCGAUUAGGCCGUAGACCUCUGUUCAUCUCAGCUACCGGAGCUGAUUCACACAGUGAUGCAGUGUUUAACUACUGUAAACACAUGAACACAAGUGGUGUGGCCAGACUAGAAGAGCAAAGCACAGCUACUUACUGUGUUGUUAUUGCUGAGAGUGGAGAAAUGAGUCUUGGACUGGGAGACAUGGACAUUCAUCAGCAAAUCACAGAGCAAUAUGUCUCCCAGUUUGAGAAGCAGCUUUCAGCAGCCACUCUUGUAUGUCUGGAUGGAAACAUUCCCGUCUCCACCAUCGACUACGUUUGUUCCAUCGCCUCUAGACACAACAUCAAUGUUUGGUAUGAGCCCACAGAUCCAGAAAAGGCUUGUAAGCCUUUCCUUUCAGAUUCCUGGAAGUCUCUGUCCUACUCAUCCCCGAACCUGGCAGAGCUGUGCACUAUGAAUAAAACACUUGGUCUCCCAACACCUGAAGUGCUGCCGAGUUCUUUCGAUGAGGUGCUGAGUGUUGCUGUGGCUCUCUCACGCCCCCUUCUGGAGCAUCUACACUGUCUGGUGGUGACUCUGGGGGCUAAUGGACUGCUGGUGUGCGGAGAGCAUGAUGCAGCCUCAGUCAACCUGCAGCCAAGGAAACAAAAGAGGAGGAGGCAGCUCUGUGCUCUCCACUACCCAGCACUGACUGUGACAGCAGAGGAGACAAUGAAUGUAUCAGGAGCAGGAGAUAGUCUUGCAGGUGCCUUGAUGGUUGGGAUUCUCCAGCAUCAAGACACAGACAGCUGUGUUCGGAUGGGGCUCCUGGCUGCACGGCUGUCACUGGCGUCACCACACCCCAUCGCCCCCACGCUCACCUUAGACUCCGUGGAUCCCAACAAAUUCCAGGCUGAGCAUUGGCCCAAACCCAGCUUCAUGUGGAUAGAUUGAAAACAUUUUCAAUUUUUAAACUAUUCAAAAUUAGGUUUGUUAUACGUUGAAAUGUAAUUUAUCAAUUUUGGCCUUAAAAUUUUGUGAAACCUGGGUGUGAAAUAGUUAUUGAAUACAUUAAUAAUCCACUUUCAUUUUUAAAUUUUUGAUAAAUAAAUGAAACUGCAAUAAAUAAAUUAACCACCUUUUCUCAAAUUUUGCU
Molecule: messenger RNA, 2542 nt
Organism: Larimichthys crocea (large yellow croaker)
Lineage: Eukaryota; Metazoa; Chordata; Actinopteri; Sciaenidae
Product: pseudouridine-metabolizing bifunctional protein C1861.05
Exons: 21
Coding region: 241-2340 (699 amino acids)
Cellular component (GO): cytoplasm
Molecular function (GO): kinase activity; pseudouridylate synthase activity; hydrolase activity, acting on glycosyl bonds
Source: RefSeq, a predicted model, not a curated record